Messenger RNA from Pseudophryne corroboree (corroboree frog), 15500 nucleotides. RefSeq names its product sidekick cell adhesion molecule 2 (gene SDK2). Bases 482 to 7051 code for a protein of 2189 amino acids. The record is from RefSeq and is a predicted model, not a curated record. Lineage: Eukaryota; Metazoa; Chordata; Amphibia; Anura; Myobatrachidae. Gene Ontology annotation, molecular function: protein binding. Gene Ontology annotation, biological process: cell-cell adhesion. The transcript is spliced from 46 exons.
CUUUGGCUUCAGCAGCAGCAUUCCCCUGCUCACCAUCCAUGGAGCAGCAGGCUAGCUAGAAGCAGGCAAGGAACAAGCAAGUGGAGAGAAAGGACAGAGCCUUGCAGGAGGCUUCCCUCACAACCCGUCAGAGAGCUACAAGGACACGCAGAUCCGCCUCACCACCCUAAUGCAUUGCCCACCCAGGCUAACGGGGCUCAUAAACUUUCUCCUGAAGAGCUCAGGCUGCAGGGUAUAGGGCUUGGAACAGGACUCUGCGUAAAACUUCACUCAUCUGAUCUGGGGAUUUGCGUGAACCCAGGAAUCUGACAGGACUCAGAUUUCUUCAUCUCCAUGUGCAGUGGUUUCAGACAUCACCUUAUUGCAGUGGAAGCAGCUUGGGAUUUGGGGGAGCAGCAGACACCCUAAGUGCAAACCCCUUGUCAGAGGGUUUACUCACCCUAAUCUCCUGGGAGCCGCACUCAGGAUUACAACGGGAAGAAUGUCAGGAAAAUACUUGCAGACCUGGAUAUGGAUGGCAGUUUUGGAGAUGCUGUGUCUAGCCUGGGCUCAAGAUGAUGUCCCUCCGUACUUCAAGACUGAACCGGUGCGGAGUCAAGUCCAUCUAGAAGGGAAUCGGCUGGUCCUUACUUGCAUGGCAGAGGGGAGCUGGCCUCUCGAGUUUAAAUGGCUGCACGACCAUAAAGAGCUAACCAAAUUCUCACUGGAAUACAGGUACAUGAUAACCUCGCUGGACAGAACCCACGCUGGACAUUACCGCUGUAUUGUGAGGAAUCGGAUGGGGGCAUUGCUACAGAGACAGACUGAGGUCCAGGUGGCCUACAUGGGAAACUUUGAAGAUGGGGAUGCCUCCAUAGUCGUGUCUCAUGGGAAUGCAGCAGUUAUCGCUGCUCCCAGUAUCGCCAGUUUCCCCCAACCGCAGGUGACAUGGUUCAGAGAUGGCAGAAAGAUCCCUCCCAGCAACCGCAUUGCUAUCACCAAGGACAAUGCACUGGUGAUCCUGUCCAGCGUAGCUCCUGAUGCCGGACGAUACUAUGCACAGGCUGUCAAUGACAAGAAUGGCGACAACAAGACCAGUCAGCCAAUAACACUGACAGUAGAAAAUGUUGGGGGUCCUGCAGACCCAAUUGCUCCCACCAUCAUCAUUUCACCCCAGAACACCAGUGUGGUGACGGGUACCUCUGAAGCAACUAUGGAGUGUGUUGCUAAUGCUAGACCACUUAUUAAGUUAAACAUUGCAUGGAAGAAGGAUGGAGUGCUCAUUUCCAGCGGAGUGACUGAGUUUGGUCGCCGUCUAACAAUCCUGAACCCCACUCUGAGUGAUGCUGGUUAUUACUCUUGUGAGGCAACCUUACGUAGUAGCAGUGUGCCUGCAGUCACCGCUGGAGCCUUCCUGACUGUACUGGAGCCACCUCAAUUUGUGAAGGAGCCGGAAAGACACUUAACAGCUGAGAUGGAGAAAGUUGUUGACAUUCCGUGCCAGGCAAAAGGGGUUCCCCAGCCCUCUAUUUCCUGGUAUAAGGAUGCCGCUCUGAUUGAUAUCAGGAGGGACACCAGGUUUCGUCUGGUGGGCACAGGAAGCCUACGGAUCACUGGGCUUAUGCCUGAUGACACAGGGAUGUUCCAGUGCUUUGCCCGUAACAGUGCGGGUGAGGUACAAACUUCAACUUACCUUGCAGUUACCAGCAUUGCCCCCAACAUAACAAAGGGUCCGCUAGACAGCACAGUUAUAGAUGGUACUACUGUGGUGCUGCAGUGUGAAACCUCUGGAGCUCCCCGGCCUGCAAUCACAUGGCAGAAAGGUGAUAGGGUCUUGGCCAGUGGAUCAAUUCAGCUGCCCCGCUUUACCCUCCUAGAAUCCGGAAGUCUGCUUAUCAGUCCAGCCCAUAUAUCAGACGUGGGCACAUAUACCUGCACUGCCACCAAUUCUCGUGGUGCUGAUGAUGCCUCUGCUGACGUUAUUGUGUGGGCUCGAACCCGCAUUAUCAACCAACCAACAGACCAGAGUGUUAUCAAGGGAACUAAAGCAUCAAUGUCCUGCGGGGUGUCACAUGAUCCCAGUGUGGCCAUCAGGUAUAUAUGGGAGAAGGAUGGGUUUCCUUUGAGUUUUGAUAACUUACCCAGAAUCCAAAUGGACAAGAAUGGCACUUUGCACAUCUCCCAGACAUGGUCAGGAGACAUUGGAAUGUACACCUGCCGCAUCCUGUCAGUAGGGGGCAAUGACUCAAGAAGUGCCCACCUUCGGGUCAGACAACUGCCCCAUGCUCCUGAAAACCCAAUUGCCCUACUGAGCACCACAGAGCCACGAUCUAUUAAUCUGACAUGGGUCAGACCCUUUGACGGUAACAGCCCACUGAUUCGCUACAUCCUGGAGGUUGCUGAGAAUAGUGCCCCAAGGACCAUUUUAUUUGCUAACAUGGAUCCAGACUACACUUCGGUAGUUGUGAGGAACCUCAUUCCAGCCCGUUCCUACCAGUUCCGUCUUUGUGCAGUGAAUGACGUUGGCAAAGGGCAGUACAGCAAGGACACCCAACGAGUAACACUUCCUGAAGAGCCACCCAGCGCCCCUCCACAAAAUAUCAUAGCCAGCGGACGCACCAACCAGUCCAUCAUGAUCCAUUGGCAGGCUCCCCCGGAGAAUAAACAGAACGGCAUCCUGAAGGGAUAUGUCAUUAGAUACCGGCUCUCCGGCUUGCCUGUAGAUUACCAGUACAGAAAUCUAUCCAGCCCGGACAUCAACAGCCUGCUCCUGGAGGACCUCAUUAUCUGGACCAAUUAUGAGAUUGAGGUGGCUGCGUUUAAUAGCGCAGGCCUGGGGGUGUUCAGCAUAAAAGUGACUGAGUGGACCUUGCAGGGAGUACCAACUGUAGCCCCUGGAAACGUAAAGGCAGAAGCUGUUAAUUCAACCACCAUCCGUUUCAGCUGGAGCCCACCUAGUCCACAGUUUGUGAACGGAAUCAAUAAGGGAUACAAGCUAAUUGUUUGGGACCCAGCUCAAGAAGAAGAUGUUACCGUGAUCACAGUCCGACCCAACUUCCAAGACAGCACGCAUGUGGGCUUUAUCUCCAACUUACAGAAGUUUCAUAGUUACCUGACCUCCAUCCUCUGCUUUACCACCCCAGGAGAUGGGCCUCGCAGUCCUCCUCAGCUUGUCUGGACUCAUGAGGAUGUACCUGGUCCUGUGGGAAACCUUGGCUUCGAUGAGAUACUGGACACCUCCCUCCGAGUGACAUGGCAAGAGCCCACAGAGAAAAAUGGCAUCUUAACCGGAUACAAGAUCUCCUGGGAAGAGUUUAACCAAACCAACACCAGGGUGACACAUUAUCUACCUAACCUCACCUUGGAGUACCGAGUGACUGGCCUCACUUCACUCACCACCUACACCAUCCAGGUGGCUGGGAUGACGUCCAAGGGCCAAGGAGCAGUGGCUUCCUCUACCAUCUCCUCAGGUGUCCCACCAGAGCUGCCUGGGGCUCCAACUAAUAUUGCUAUCAGUAACAUUGGACCCCGUUCUGUCACGCUUCAGUUCCGACCUGGAUAUGAUGGGAAGACCUCUAUUUCCAGGUGGCAGGUGGAAGCCCAGGUUGGUACACAAGGAGAAUCUGAAGAUUGGGUUCUUAUUCACCAGCUGGCAAAUGAGCCUAAUGCCAGGUCUAUGGUGGUCCCAGGACUGAACCCUUAUACCUUUUACAUAUUCCGCAUGCGGCAGGUCAAUAUUGUGGGUGCCAGCCCUCCUAGUUUACCUUCCAGAAGGAUACAGACACUGCAGGCCCCCCCAGACAUGUUUCCUGCUAAUGUGACUCUUCGUACGGCCAGUCAGACCAGCCUCUGGGUGCGCUGGGUGCCUUUACCGGAGAUGGCAUACAAUGGUAACCCAGAAUCUGUGGGAUACAGGAUUCGGUAUACGAGGUCUGAUGGAAAAGGAAAGACCUUCACCCACAUUAUUCAUGAUCGUGUUGAGAGGGAAUACACCAUUGAGGAUCUGGAAGAAUGGACAGAAUAUUCAGUGCAAGUUGUAGCUUUUAACACCAUUGGCUCUGGACCUUGGAGUCCUAUUGUGGUAGCGAGAACUAGGGAAUCAGUUCCCUCCUCAGGCCCCAGUAAUGUCUCUGCUCUGGCUACAACCUCAAGCAGUAUCUUAGUGCGUUGGAGUGAGAUCCCAGAGCCAGAUAGGAAUGGACUCAUCCUGGGCUAUAAGAUUCUCUUCAAAGAGAAAGAUUCGGACAAUCCCCCAUACUCCUGGGUGGUAGAAGGUAAUGCCUCCCGCAGUGUCCAGCUCACCAACCUGGGCAAAUACGUCCUUUAUGAAAUCCAGGUCUUGGCAUUCACUAGAAUAGGGGAUGGAGCAACCAGCACACCGGCAAUUUUGGAGAGAACUCUUGAUGAUGUUCCAGGUCCCCCAGUGGGAAUACUGUUUCCGGAGGUGAGAAUAAACUCUGUACGCCUCAUCUGGCAACCUCCAGCUGCCCCCAAUGGUAUAAUUUUAGCCUAUCAGAUCACUCACAGACUCAACACAACGAAUGCAAACACAGCAACCGUGGAGGUGCUGAAUCCGAGCGUGCGUCAGUAUACAGCCACUGGACUGAGACCAGAGUCUGUAUACUUGUUUCGAAUCACAGCCCAGACUCGGAAGGGAUGGGGGGAGGCUGCUGAAGCAUUGGUGGUCACCACAGAGCGGAGAGAACGCCCACAGCCACCUAGUAAGCCUACAGUCCUGCAGGGAGAUGUAAAGUCCCGAAGUGUGCUGCUGUCAUGGGAACCAGGCAGUGAUGGCCUCUCUCCUGUGCGUUACUACACCAUUCAGACACGAGAAUUGCCCAGCGGGCACUGGGUGGUGCAUUCUGCCUCCGUCAGUCACAAUACCACUUCCUCUGUUGUAGAACGACUAAAACCAUUCACUUCAUACAAAUUCCGAGUGAAAGCAACAAAUGACAUUGGGGACAGCGAGUACAGCGAGGAAUCCGAAUCCUUAACGACACUGCAAGCCGCACCUGAUGAUGCACCUUCAAUCGUCUCUGUGACGCCUCACACAACAACCUCAGUAUUAAUUAAUUGGCAGUCUCCAACAGAAGACAGAAUUAAUGGCAUCCUUUUGGGUUAUCGAAUCCGAUACCGUGAACUUGUCUAUGAUGGGAUGAGGAGUUUCACUGUGCGAAAUAUCAACAACCCCAAUGCCAAAUGGGCAGAGUUAACCUCUGCCUACAUGGUCCGGAACCUGAGUGAGCCAUCCCUUACCCAGUACGAGUUGGACAAUCUGAACAAACACAAGCGCUAUGAGAUCAGGGUGAGCGUGUACAAUGCAGCUGGUGAAGGCCCAGCUAGUGUUCCCCAAGAAGUAUUUGUCGGAGAAGCAGUGCCUACAGCUCCACCUCAGAAUGUGGCCAUCCAAAGUGCCACGGCUGUGCAGCUUGAUGUGACAUGGGACCCGCCACCACUUGAAUCACAAAAUGGCGACAUCCAGGGAUACAAGAUAUUUUUCUGGGAAGCUGCACGGAUGAACGAGACAGAGAAGGUGAGAACCUUGUUUCUGCCUGAAAGUGGGGUGAAAAUCAAGAACCUGACCGGUUAUACCACCUAUCUCAUCAGCGUUGCGGCCUUUAAUACUGCUGGAGAUGGCCCCCGCAGUCAGCCUAUUCGUGGUCAGACUCAGGAAGCAGCUCCCAGUGCCCCUGCAUCACUUAGAUUCAGUGAGCUGACUACCACAUCUGUGAAUGUAUCAUGGGAUGCACCCGUUUAUCCUAAUGGAAUUUUGGAAGGAUACAGAUUGGUGUAUGAGCCCUGCACCCCAGUAGAUGGAAUUAGUAAGAUCGUAACAGUGGAUGUAAAGGGAAACAGUCCUCUUUGGAUGAAGCUAAAGGAUCUAGCUGAAGGAGUGACUUACCGUUUUCGAAUAAGGGCCAAAACUUUCACUUAUGGGCCAGACAUAGAAGCUAAUGUAACCACGGGACCAGGAGAUGGUGCUCCAGGACCACCGGGUGUCCCAUCUAUUUCUAGAUACAGUUCAUUAAUCGGCAUCCAAUGGUCAAGUGGGGAUCCGGGAAAGAGCCCUAUUACCAGAUACGUUAUAGAGGCCAGGCCAUCAGAUGAAGGACUAUGGGACAUUCUCAUCAAGGACAUUCCAAAGGAGGCAACUUCAUACACCUUUAACAUGGACAUCCUAAAACAGGGAGUGAGCUAUGACUUCCGUGUGAUUGCUGUCAAUGACUAUGGAUAUGGAACACCCAGCCCACCCUCCACAUCUGUGUCAGCCACAAAAGCAAACCCUUUCUAUGAAGAGUGGUGGUUCUUGGUUGUCAUUGCGCUCAUUGGGCUCAUCUUUAUCCUUCUGCUGGUGUUUGCUUUGAUCAUCCGGGGACAGAGCAAAAAGUAUGCCAAAAAAUCUGAUUCAGCCUGUAAUCCUAAAAACAGCAACCUCUGCCACGGAGAGAUGGUCAGUCUUGAUGAGAGUCGAUUCCCUGCUCUAGAACUGAACAACCGCCGACUCUCUGUAAAGAAUUCUUUCUGCAGGAAGAAUGGUAUAUACACAAGGUGUGUGGCCGGUGCACUGGGAAACGCUUGCUUUGCCCACAGGUCUCCCCCACGCCCCAGUCCUGGUAGCCUUCAUUAUUCAGAUGAGGAUGUAGCCAAAUAUAAUGACCUAAUUCCCACUGAGAGCGGCAGCCUAACUGAAAAGCCCUCCGAGGUAUCAGAUUCACAGGGGAGCGACAGUGAAUAUGAAGUUGACCAGAACCAACAGAAAACUCAUUCCUUUGUGAACCAUUACAUCAGCGACCCCACUUACUACAACUCAUGGAGACGUCAGCAGAAAGGCAUUUCUCGCGUACAUGCCUACAAUUACACAGAUAAUGAGCCCGAGGACUCUGAACACUGUGCCAUACCCAACAGCAACAGCAGUCAGCAAGGCAGUUUGUAUAGGCCCAAAUCCAGUCGGACUCCAACCCCUCAACAACCCCCUAACAUUCCGACCCAGCCAAACCCCAUAUACCGCCCUCCCAGCAGCCUUGCCCCAUCAUCCCGUGCCCCAAUUGCUGGAUUCUCUUCCUUCGUUUGAUGACAAACCUUGCAUUAUUUACCAUUGUUUCUUUGAAUUUUAAGAGGCAGAUAAAUAUAUAUAUAUAUAUAUAUAUAUAAAAUAUAUAUAAGAAAAAUGUGUGUGUAUAUAUAUAUAUAUAUAUAUAUAUAUGAAGUGAGUCAAGACUAAUAGAAAUUUUGUUGGAGACAAUCAGUUGUGGAUUGAAAUCUUCAUUUUUGCUGCUUCAGUUUUGUAUAAUAUUCCAAAGGUUUUGGGUGCAAAAGUCGGCAAGUAUGGCGGAUACAAUCGUUCACCUAAACCAAGAAAACAAUCAUUUUCAUGGCGGAAAAUGGCAGCUGAAUUCCCAGAAUGGCUGCAGGUUCCUGGCACAUUCUCCUCGUAAUGUCUAUGGAAAGGAUAACUGUGCCGGAGUAACUGACAAGGAAUGGAGCGCGGCCGACCUCUGCACUCGACAGCUAGAGCAAGCUUGUAACAAGUGUUAAGGCUGAAUAAUCUGACUCUGCAGAGGAUUACACUGGCUGACACUGUGUAUGAAAAGUUGAACUAAGAAUGCUAUGCAUGCAUUCUGGCUCUGAUGACUAUAUGGACAUACAGUGUUGGUAUAACAAAAUAACUGGAGUAGACCGGAGCCUCAGAAAAGACAGGCGUACAGCCAGAAAAAAAAUGACCGUUAAAUAUUGAGAAAUUAAAAGAAAGCCAAAAAAAUUGCUAAGUCAUUAUAUUACAGUAAAACUAAAGAAUCACAGUGCAACUUGUAUGUGCCAACCAGGGUACAAAUUAACUGCAAUAGUGUGUGCCAGGUUUCAGUCGUCAACCACUAUUGAAACGUACAUGCUCUGAUGCAGGAAUGAACCAUUUCAAAUGCACCAUAUAGGAUGCUGAAAGUAUUACAAAUGUAACAGUUCAUUUAUGUGUUCAUUUUAUGCUUUCAUUUAAAUGAAUAUUUUAAUUUUUUUUGCCAUAUUCUGCAUAUCAACUAUCAAAGAGGAAGUUCAGUGUGGUUUAAUGCCAGAUAGUAGUAUUUCCCUAGAAUUGCACAUAAAUAUACAGUAUUAUAUUGGGUAUGGAAUGUGGUGACAAUGUUUGGGCUAGGAGAUGGUGAAAUUAUUAUAUCAGAGUGGCAGGUUUGUAGGACACAAUGAUAUUAAUUAUGCAGCGUUUCCUUACUAAAGCUUUAUAUUCCUAACAGCACUCUAACCCUACUUGCCUUUGUAUGUAUGUAAUGGAAAUAUGUAGAGAUGAAUGUAUGCUAAUAUUCAUUAUAUGAAACUUAUGAAGGCAGUUCUGCUUGCACAAUUUAACACUCUUAUUCUCUCUGCAUAAUCCCUUUAUAUCCUCCAAGUCCUCUCGUCAGUUUUAUAAUCAAACUACAAUACAGUACUCUGGGGGUGUGGCCUAAUGCCAACAAUAGGAAUGACAUCAUUGUGGGUGUGGCCAGGCACAGAAGUCCUAUGAAUAUGACAGUGUGUAAGUAACGAAGAAGACGACACAGAGUCAUUAUAUAUAUAUAUAUAUAUAUAUAUAUAUAUAUUAAAUGUUAUAUAAAUAUAUUAAAUGUUUCUAACAUAUGGCUUCCCCUCUAUUAUACACAAUUGAGUAAAAGUUUUUGUUUGAGGCUAGAGAGCCUUUAAUGCUUCAAGUUGUUGGUGGUAAGGUAUUACCGGCACAUCAUGAGGUGAUAUUAGGGUAUGUAGUUUGAGGUGACCAGCGAUAGUCACAUGGAAGAUGCACAGUGCACGAUUGAUUUUUAUUCAAGUUUACAGUCACAUUUGUCAGUGUUAUCAUUGGUGUGUGACCAAUGCCCCUGCCCAGAGUACAAGGCCAAGGUGGUAGCACGGCUGCUGCCCUUGUGGCACCUGUAUUCAGCUUGGCUCUUAGGUUGCAGCCAGCUCCCGACCCUUCUUUUGUGACAUUGUGAUGUCACGUGCUGGCGGUUGGGGCAGCCAGGGCCAGGGAAGAAGCACCACGCUUCCCAUUGCUUGGGAUUUCAGAUAAGAAUUGAAGGUAUGCGCAGUUCACAGUCAGUGUGGUCUGGUAUAGCUUAUUUAUGUGUCAAAGAUAACACAUGGCACCUUUAUGAGACACCUCUUUAUGUAGUUAGAUUAUUUUUAUGUUUUGUAAACACAACCACUGAUGUGAGGAAACCUCCUGGGAACAAAGCAGUGCCUCCUGAAUACAAAGUCAGUGUGCCCAAACUGUAAGACAGAACAUAAUGACGCUCCCAUGGAUACACAGCUCCUGGCAUAACCUCAAAGUGUACCUUAUUACCACACCGCUUUUCUUCCCCCCCAGGUGUACUCUGGAAAUUUGUAUCUGCAGUCUAACAAUUGUUUCAUUCCCUAUUUUUAUAUCUUUACCUAGUAUGUUAUCAUACGUAAUGUAUACUAAGUUCUUCAUUUCAGAUGUUUGCCAUUCUGUACCAAGUUAGGCUUUGAUAUGGUAUGUCAGAGAUGCCCAUUGUUGGGACCAUGCGGAUCAAGCUUGUCAGUUCACCAAAAAUAAAUGAUCCAUCAGCGAGGCAUAGCAGAGACUCGGUAGCUAUUGUCACCUGUGUGCAGGACUAAAUAUACAGUGACGUGCAGUGGGGUGAGGCAGAGCCGUUCCUGUCAUACUAACGUUUGUGCCAGAGUUUUUAUAUUAUAAAGUAUAUGAAAAAUACAAAGAAUACGUUAGAAAUAUCUUCUUUGUAGUGUUCUAAUCAUUUGUAUAGUCAAAUCUAUGAAGUGAAAAGUCAAUGGUAGGUAAGGCAGUGCCUCACCUAUCUAUCUUUUCCGCACAUCUCGGAUCAAAACUCACCAAAUUUCCAGGAGUUUAUACUGCUGCACCUGUGUAUAAUGCCCACAUGAACCCUUUGGCUCAUAUAGUGUGUGUAAAUUUGGCUCUGGUGCUAGCCAGUGCCUCCUGAGAAAUUUACCUCACCACACAUCCCUAAAAUACAUAUAUAACAUCUCCAUAGAAGGAAUUUGAUCACUGCUCCGCAUAUAAGUAAUGGUAAGGUGCAAGACUAGAUAAUCAUAUAAGAUAUAAAGAUGCUCGUCACCACAAAUGUUCAGAAUACACCAAAGUGCAUAUCAGCUGAAUUAGCAGCAAAGUUUCAUGCAGACGUAUGCCUGAAAGAUUGCUGUUUUGUUUGGGAUAGAUAGAUAGAUAGAUAGAUAGAUAGAUAGAUAGAUAGAUAGAUAGAUAGAUAGAAACCCUGUUUAAACUAGUGAGGGUGGAAUUUAGAAGCAUGAGAAUCUGCCACAAUCCUCGUGUAAACUGUCUGAGGAUUUGCCUGCAUAAUCCAGCCUUUGCUUGCCUAAUUGAACUAUCAUUCUACUCUACCGCUGACCAUGUAAGGGCGCAUUUCUGUGCUGUUCUGAUGGAAAAUACGGCAAGGUUAAAUAAGUAUUCAAUAGGAUACAGUGCUAAAGCUAGACAAGUUUGUGCCCUGUGCCCCCACUCCCCCAUAUUCGAAACAGGGAUAGCGGCACAUGCCAGAAAUAAAGGGCCAUGACUUUAUGGGAAAGGGGCGUGGCCACAGAAUAGUACCAGUUCACAUACACACAGUAGUGUCCGUUAUAUACAUUACACUGCACAGUAGUGUCCAUUAUUCAGAUUACACACAGUAGUGUUCGUUAUACACAUUAUACCGCACAGUAGUGUCCAUCAUUCACAUUACACCACACAGUAGUGCUUGUUAUACACAUUAUACCACACUGUAGUGUUCAUUAUUCACAUUACACCACACAGUAGUGUUCAUAAUACACAUUAUACCGCACAGUAGUGUUCACUAUUUACAUUACACUGCACAGUAGUGUCCAUUAUAUACAUUACACCGCACAGAUCGUUAUUCACAUUGCAUUGCAUAGUAGUGUCUGUUAUUUGAAUUACACCACACACCAGAUAGCAGAGCCCCUUAUAAACAUUACACAGCAGUAAAGCCCCUACUCCUCAUUCCUCCUCACCAUCAUUCCUCCUCACCAUCAUUCCUCCCACCCCACCCAAGGAGUAGCGGUGCUGAUAAUCUUAUUUCUUUUCCUCUGUCAGUGCACACCAGUUUCUGCUUCUUGUUCUGAGUCCUGACUCUUGCUGGCUGCUUACUGUGCUGUCACUGUGCGGUGCACUGUUUACCCCAACGCCACGGCUCCUUGAUGCAGGGCACUGUGUUGAUGGACUGGGACAGACAUAAUGUCUCUCCCAGUCCCAACAGAUACUGCAGGAGAUGCGGGAGGGGGCGGAGCUGCAGCGCUGCCCACUGUAAUGUGUAAUGGUAGCGAUGCACUGGGCAGAGGAGGUGCAGGCAGUACACAGAAGCUGGUGGCAGCACAUGCAAAGGAGAUUAAAGAGAGAUGCAGACGGUUGCACACACAGGGCAAAUGUGCUGUGUGCAGAGCACUGUCCACACCGACCUAGUUACGGCCCUGAUCAGAUAUUUAAGUAGAUGUAUUCAUUAAUAAAAUGAGGUUUGUCUGCCCUAUUGUUUUAAGCUUCUGGCUAAUCUGAUCCAAACAAAAUUAACUGUUUUAAUGCUCAGAGGGCAUUGGACUGCUCUAAAACGAGGGCUGGCUUAGUACUGUAUGCGGUCUAUCCUUAGUACACUUAUUUUAUUUUUGGUAAGACCAGAGCCGUAUUAAUAUAUUGAUGAGGUUGUAUGCAGUCACAUCUUCCUGUGUCAUAUUCAGGAAGAUGGGUUUUGCACAAGGGAGCACAGUGCCAGAGUCUUUGCUAGCAUCUGCGUCAGUGCCAUCUUUCUGAAGAUAUGAGUUGAAAGAUGGUGCCACCAGCAGAUUAUAUUGGAGAGAUCCAGAGGCCCAUAUGCACUGCACCCCUUACAACCAUUAUAGAUAUGCCACGGGCUAAGACAUUAAUUUAUACGUUGUAUUAAAUCACAAUGAACUGUACUGUUUUCACACUGAUAACAAAAAAGAUAUAAUACCUCUUUUUGGUCUUUACCUUUACAACUAAUAGUAAUUGGCUAAGAUAUUAAAUUUAAUUCUGCAUUUCACAAAUGUAAGUCUAUGCACAAAUGAAACAUGUAUUUUGAUGAUCUACCAAAGGUUAAAGUGGUUAGUAUUGUUUUGAGAUGAUAAGUUGGGGUAUUUGCAUAUUAGAAUUGGUAACAGGCAUUAGCCUCAGAAUUCUGCUUUGUUACUACAAGGCCCAAUCCUGUCAUUCUUUGCCUAUAUCUUGGAACAUUUUGCUAAUGGGCCCCAGAGUGGAAAUAUGCUCAAAGUAAAGUUGAUAACUGCGCAGUUCAUUAGUAUGAUGUGAAUUUUUAUUAGAGAUGUGCAGUUCAUUUUUAAAAGAAAUCCAAACUCACCUAAAUUUAGGGGAUCCAAGUCGAACCAAGCUUCCCUCGUGUCAGAACUAGAAAUUAAGAUCCGAAUCUUGGGUUUUGGAUUGCUUGUAAAUCCCUCCCUCAUGAUUUCAGGUUCCAUUUCACACAAGAGAGAGUGGUCAAAAUUGAUUGGAAUUGACUGGAAAUUAAUGUUCCUUAUGUUAAUAAUACUGUAGGAACAAAGAAAUAGGUCCAAAUUUCAUUUUAUCAAUUUUCAAGAAAUCCAAAUCCAAACUAAAUGAAAAAUCACUUGAGGCUGGUUUUGCCAAAACCCAAACUCUGAGGGCGGUUUUGGCAAAACCAAAACACGAGAGUCCGCGCACCUCUCUAAUUUUUAUAUAACCGUGAAAUAAAUGUUUUCACUGGAAACAAUAUAUGUAAACUAGUGAAAAAAGAGAAACAGAAAUAUAAUUACUAACUACCCAUGUGUGCUUGUGAUCGUUACCGUGUAGAAAAUAUAUAAUAGGAUCUUGAUCACACUUUCCUCUGUCAGGGAAUAUUAUGCAAAUCCAAUAUUUUGUAGACAUAAUAAACCUAAUUAGAGAUACUGUAUAACAAUCCUUUUCAGCACAUUGUUACAGGUUCUUAAGCAGGGUGUACAAUCUGAUGAUUCCUUGUGAGGUUUGGUUUGCCAGCUGAGGAAUUGGGAUGAGGGGAAAUUGACUAGUUAGGAAUAAGGAGCCGAUAUCCAUGUUAACAAAGGUGCCAACAAAACGGACUACACCUCAGUACCUAGACCCAUGUCAUGAAAGGAGAUUGCUAAUAUAACAAAGCAAUGUGUUAUAAUAGCACGAAGGGAAGUUUGUUGAAGUUUUGCGAUAAAAUUGGCUUUAUAAAUAUUAGCAAUGACAAGUGAGCCACAGUCGCACUAAAGCUGUAAUACAGAGGACAGGUAUGUGCGCUAAUUGUAGAGGAAUGCCACCAAAAUGUUCCCUAAUCCCCCCUACCACCACCUCGCUAUCUACUAAAUGCUGAAAUAUAAAAGCUAUGUAUUAUUUAUUAACAGUUUCCUAUAUAGCACAGCAAAUUCUGUUGCGCUUCACAAUUGGAAAAAACAGUAAUAAAACAAGACUGGGUAAUAAUAAACAGUCAUAACGGUAAGAAGGCCCUGCUUGCAACCUUACAAUCAGUAGAGUUCUGUGCUAAAAUAAGUAAAUAAAAAUAUUUUUUUUUAAAGCAAAGUGAUUAAAAUAAGUGUGUUAUGUUUAAAGUGGCUAUUGAACUAAAAUGUAUUGUGGCUAAACUCAAGUAGCUGUGACUUUGCUGUAAAUUGCUUGACACGGCUGAAAGGGUAGCACACAGAACUUUUUCUUAUGCAAUUAGAAGUCCAUGUUAAGUUACUGCGGCCAUCAGUGGGAAAAUAAAAAUAUAGCUUGUAGUUCUCAGUCCCUGACUGGGUGAAAAGUAGCGAAAAAAAGUUAUUUUUAACUUACAAAUGUCGGAUUCAUUGCAGAACCUCUGGUACAUCCCUUCCAAUGAGUACAAAUGCACUAGAGGCGUUUAAAUAGCAUAAUUGACAAUAAUUACAUUUUUCAAUUAAUGUUCUGUAAUAAAAAAAAUGAAAAAGAAAGAUCAAAAAGGGUUGAAUUAUGUGGGACAUAUAUUUUGGGGUGUUGUAAAGAUGGGAAAUUGGUUUUUGAACUUGUACAGUAGAUGGGCAUUACAUGUGUUUUUCGCAAUAGUUUGGAAAUUUGCUUAAAAACCUUUAAAAAUCACAUGACGUCACAUUACAGAAAUUUGCAAUACCCCGAAAUAAUCCAGAGACUUUUAUUUGGCGAAAAAUACUUGCUUUCUAUAAUUUUUUACCAGUUAAAAAAAAGUAGAAACCAGCCAUUUAACACCUUUAUGGUCACUUAUAGCCUUCUAUGCUGUUAUCCAAGCUUAUAUGACACAUUUUAAUUUCCAUACAUUUUCAUGUACUCCCCCAAGUCGCACCAUGCAGACUUACUGUGUGACAUUGCCGUCAUUGCCACAAAUAGGCUUUGACAUUUACAGUGUGCAAUUUGUGGCAGCGCUAUUGAUAAAAUAGCCUGCAAGGUGGGUGGUCAUGUAACCUGCAACAUCCAGGAACAGAAUUUGUGGCUAUUGAAUUCGCCCCCAAGUAGAGAAUGGAAAGCUUACAGCCCCAUGCUACUUUUCUGGACAAAGCAGUGGUGGUGUUCUUGGUGAGUUAGUUCAAGCUCCGUUUUGUUGGCAGAAAAUGACAGUACAGUAUUUCCCCCCCGGGCCCCCCUGUUCUUCCAUGCUGCUUUUUAAGAAAUUACCCUUUAUUUAUGACGUGUGUCUUUUCUAACAUAUAAAAACAUCUUAAAAUACAUAGAGAAUAUAUUAAUUUAUCCACAAUUAAAUAAAAACUAUUUUAAUUAAUGGAUUCUCACAGCUCAAAUCGAUAUAACUUAAGUAUCAAAUUCACAUGUAUAAAUAAGAGGGCCUAUAUUUAAAUAAGCAUGGUCCCACCACAUCUUGGGGUUUACUUACUAGUAAACUGUAAAUGUGUAGUAGUAACCCAUAGCAAUGAAGCAGUAGUCAGCUUUGAUCGAUCUACUAUGUUAGAAAAUAAAACAUAACUCAAUGUACCUGUCUGAUAAAGUUGUUAGGGGAAUAUACACAAAGUGGAGGCUUUUCAAAGUCACUGCUUGUUGGUGGUUUUAUCUGCGGGAUUUAAAAGGGCAAUACUAUUAAAUGCAAAAGUAGAUUUAUUUUGUAUUUAAUAUUAUUUCCCUUUUAAAUCCCAUGCCAGAACUACCAAAAAAUUACAAAUGGUUACAUUUCUGGUUAAUUUUAAGUGAGGGUUUCCCCACUAGUUCCGGACUCUCAGGUUGUACAUCUCUGCUUUUUCAUUAAACUAUUAUUAGGCAAAUGAGAUAAUAGAUGCUGUCCUUCCCAUUUCAGCUACCAUAAAUGUUUAUUUUUUCAAAUGUGGCAUAUUUUUGCAUCAAUGUAAAUUCAUAAUUAAAAGUAAAUUUAUUUUUGUUAUUAAAAGUGUAUAAUAAAAAUAGUGGGGAAAUAUAUAAACGAGUAAAGGCAAUUAUUAUUAUAAAUAUAUAUAUAUAGAUAUGGAUAUAUAUAUAUAUAUAUAUCCAACCCAGUUUUGCUGGCACUCCAAUUCCAAUGCAACUGCUCCGGUGCCCAGUAAAGGUAAAUCAA